Colletotrichum phormii is the source of this 1164-nucleotide messenger RNA. Its product is annotated as fungal-specific transcription factor domain-containing protein. Gene Ontology annotation, molecular function: zinc ion binding; DNA binding; DNA-binding transcription factor activity, RNA polymerase II-specific. Lineage: Eukaryota; Fungi; Ascomycota; Sordariomycetes; Glomerellales; Glomerellaceae. Gene Ontology annotation, biological process: regulation of DNA-templated transcription; DNA-templated transcription. The record is from RefSeq and is a predicted model, not a curated record. The transcript is spliced from 5 exons. The coding region runs from base 1 to 1164 and encodes 387 amino acids.
AUGGUUGAGGCUCCCGCAAAGCGUCGCGCCUCAAAAGCCUGCACCGGCUGCCGAGCUCGCAAAACCCGCUGCGAUGUUUUACAAGUCGGCCAUCCAUGCACAAAGUGUCGUGCAGAGGGCUACGAGUGCGAGACCAAAGCAAGGAAAAAUAGACUUGGGAAGAAGGCAAUCGGCAGCACUCACGUUGGCGUUCGGCAGAGAACUACGGCGCAGCCGGAACAUAUCUUGCGCCAGCAGGUGCCUUACUUCAACUUGUUCCGGACCCUCAAGUCCAGCGACCAGCCAGAUUUCGAGCGUGGGCUUUCUGACGAAGACCUGCAUUUUCUCGUCCGAAAAGGCGCGAUGGACCUCCCAACAAAAGAAGAUCUUGACGAGUGUAUUUCGACAUACUUCAAAUGCUUCCAACCAACCUUUCCUAUUGUUGACAAAGCGAAGUUCAAGAAAGCAUACGGUGACGUCGAGUACGAGGAUUCGGUACAAGGAAAGGGCCAGAGCCUGCUCCUCAUACAAGUCAUUGUCUUCACAGCAAUAUCAAUGAUUCCCAUGGAAAGUAUGCAAAAACUCGGAUUCAAAUCCAUACAAGAAGCGAGAAGCUGCUUCCAUGCCAAGGCAUGCUACUUGCAUCAUUUCAACUACGAGCCAGACGAUAUCACAACCAUCCAAGCUCUCUUACUAAUGAGCCAUUACUACCCCUCCAUGACCGAACAAAGACACCUGGUUCUGGCUGACCUUCAUCAAGCCUCCGCCAGUUCAUCAUCCGACCGGAAGCACUGGGCAAGAAUCUGGUGGGCAUGCCUCAUUAGAGAUAGACUCAUCACACUCGGAACUGGACGACCGAUGCACAUCAAUAGCUUGGACUGCAGCGUGCCCCUCUUGACUGUAGGUGACGUUGGAGAAGAGGGAGACACGGACGAAGACGGGGUGACCAAAGCCAUCUUUGUCGACUUUUCUCACCUGUGCUACCACAUUGAAGGUGUAUUAUUACUGUCUUCCCUCCAACCGGGGCCUGUAGCCGACCAGGUAAAGCUCUGUGAAAUAUCCCUCCAGCAAUGGAAGGAACACCUAAACGCUGCUUCCCGUCGAACACGAUUCGAGAACCAUGACGAUGGUGAAUCCGAAGCUUCUAUAACCUCCAGAGUUGUGUUGCAUUUGGCAUACAAGUAA